Molecule: messenger RNA, 2043 nt
Organism: Lacerta agilis (Sand lizard)
Lineage: Eukaryota; Metazoa; Chordata; Lepidosauria; Squamata; Lacertidae
Gene: ARL2BP
Product: ADP ribosylation factor like GTPase 2 binding protein
Exons: 7
Coding region: 169-657 (162 amino acids)
Biological process (GO): maintenance of protein location in nucleus; positive regulation of tyrosine phosphorylation of STAT protein
Cellular component (GO): mitochondrial intermembrane space
Source: RefSeq, a predicted model, not a curated record
AAGAGGCCGUUUCCUAGGCAGCAGGAGGAGGAGGAGGAAGAAGAAGAAAGAAGCGACGGCGGCGUUUGCAACGAACUCUAUGGGGGAGGCCGAGGCCUUCGUCCCGCUCGUCGGUCUGCGGAGUGACGAGCUGGCGCUGCCUGGAGGAGGACAGGUGACAAAGCCACGAUGGAAACUUUAGAAGAAGAAAACUUUGGUGUGUCCAUCUCUUCACCGUCGGAUGCUGAGUUCGAUGCUGUUGUUGGCUAUUUAGAAGAUAUAAUAAUGGAUGAUGACUUCCAGCUUAUACAAAGGAGCUUCAUGGACAAAUACUACCAAGAGUUUGAUGAUACGGAGGAAAAUAAGCUCAUCUACACUCCUAUUUUUAAUGAAUAUAUAUGCUUAGUUGAAAAAUACAUUGAAGAAAAGCUCAUGGACAGGAUUCCUGGUUUCAGCAUGUCUGCCUUCACCUUGUCAUUACAGCAGCACAAGGAUGAAAUUGCAGGGGAUAUUUUUGACAUGCUUCUCACAUUUACUGAUUUCCUCGCAUUUAAAGAAAUGUUCCUGGAUUACAGAGCUGAAAAAGAAGGCCGAGGCCUGGACUUAAGCAGCGGAUUCGUGGUGACACCCUUGAGCAAGUCCUCCAUGUCACCUUCCGCAAACAGUCUACGACACUAGCUCUUGCCUCCGAAAGAGAGCUGUCUCCACUUGGGCUGCCCUGAAUGCAAAAGCCAGAAGAAGAGAUGAAUGUGAUGCUGAGGCGUGCAACCCUUAUUCCCUCUUGGCAGGCCAAUUUUUCGGCUUAGCUGCUCGUUUGAAUUGGGCGUUUCCACAUGAUCAGUGACUAGUAUAACUCCAGCCCCAUUUGAAUAAUGGUGUCUUAGCACUUGGAUUUGUUGCUGUGCCAGCUAAAAGGGACUUUAUGCCAUGGAGGUCAGUUAGUGCCAUGGUCUGUUUGAGGGCUGCCGAUUUCUUGGAAGGAAAACAAGCACUUCUUCAUUGGACAGCAGUGAUGGAAAAUGAGUGUCAAACGUGGGGGUGGUUCUAACUGCACAACUUUUUUUGAAGCUCACAACCACAACAAAUCGGGGAAAACAUGUUUAGCGUAGUUCUGAAUGCCACAUUUUGACUUUCGACAGUACCACGUGUGUGUUUGAUGCGAAUAUAUAUUUAGCAUGAAACUGUUAUUUGUCAGUUCUCUAAUAAUUGUGAAUUUGUAUCCUUUCCCAUUCAACAGACUUAGUGGUGUUGCUCUUGUAAGGCCCCCACUUCAGCUGCAGAAGGAACCAGAAAACCUGGGAUUUCCAAAGUAACCUCUCUCCUAAGAAAAAUCACACCCUGUUUCAUGACUACCAGCAGUAUGUGCUCUAGCAUGGACAAAGCUUUCUGCAGUGUCUUCAUGGGGGAUGGGGACUGUAAACCCAAAUCCAAACUUGUAUGGCUUUCAAGGAACUUUGGGAAUUACAGUUCUGUGAGGUGCUGCAGUUCUUUAAAAACAAAAACAAAAGAGCUAAAGUUCUCCAGGUUCUGCAAUAUUAGUUAGUUAAGCUGGUUUUAACUAUAAUGACCUCCCUCACAGCAAAGCUGUGGAAAUGGUCUGAGAAGUCUAGGACUGACUCUACCAGGUUUUUUUUAUCACAGCCCCCCACCCCCAAAAUAAAAUUACUAAGGUUCAUUCAGGAAAGCAAUGACAGUUAAACCCUCUUUUAAAGUGGAGUGAAUGUGUUCCGAGUGGCUUGAUUAUACCUGCAAGCUUUGGGAUUUCAUCAGUGUUGUGUUUUACCAAGGUUAAAAAACGAAAACAGCAUGGAUAACUUUGCCUGUGCCAUUGUCAGUCUGCAUCUUUGCUAGACACCUGGGAAGCCUCGUUUGGUUCAUGCUGAUGGCUUCCUCCCUCCAUACUGGCUUAGUGAGAUCAGCUAGUAAUACAUGCCAGUAGUGUUGGAUCCGCUCUGCUUGCCCCAGCCACAUCUCUGUUUUUGGCUUACCUCGCAUGGAUCUGUGGAACUCUUGCUGAGAAAGGUGUAGCUGCUGUUGCCAACUUGACUUGUGGAGGACCAGGCA